Fulmarus glacialis (Northern fulmar) is the source of this 6021-nucleotide messenger RNA. RefSeq names its product leucine-rich repeat kinase 1 (gene LRRK1). Gene Ontology annotation, molecular function: protein kinase activity; ATP binding; protein binding. Gene Ontology annotation, biological process: protein phosphorylation. NCBI's taxonomy places the organism in Eukaryota, Metazoa, Chordata, Aves, Procellariiformes, Procellariidae. The record is from RefSeq and is a predicted model, not a curated record. The transcript is spliced from 33 exons. The coding region runs from base 1 to 5997 and encodes 1998 amino acids.
AUGUACUGGUGUGUGGGAACUGAGGAAUCCGCUAUUUGCAGAGAGAGCAACAUGGAGCCACAAAAUGGAACUGUGGACAUGGGUGGCAAACAGUCCACAGUCGGCGAAGUCUCCAUAAUUCAGACACCUGUGACAGAAAGCAUUCAGGAUGCUUACAAAGCUGGAGACACCAGUAAGGCCCAAGAGUUGAUUAAGUUGUCAUGUGAGGAGACUGCACUGCAAGUGGAAAAGUGCCAGCUUUUAGGUAUUGCAGCAGCAUAUGGAGAUCUUCAGGCGGUGAGGUAUUUACUGAAGGAAGCAUUAGUGGUGUUACCAACAGAACCUAAUGAUGACAAUGCAGCUGUGGUGGCUGCAUAUUUUGGACAUAAGGACGUUGUGAAAGAGCUGCUGGAUUCCUUGCAUGGUCCUAGAACUUGCCAACAACUCCUGAACUGGAUGCUGGCCAUAGCCUGCCAGCAGGGACAUUUGGACAUAGUAAAACUCCUAAUUCGUGCAUACAGUGCUGACCCAGAGAACUGUGCAGUCAGGAAGAAUGAGUUUCCAGUUCUUAUACGGUUGCCCCUGUACGCUGCUAUAAAGGCAGGGAAUGAAGAUGUAGCCGUGUUUUUAUUACGGAAUGGAGCUUUCUUCUGUUCUUACAUCCUGAUGGACAGUCCUGAAUCCAGCAAACACCUUCUGAGGAAAUAUUUCAUUGAGACAAGCCCACUACCAGGUAGUGCUCCAGCAAAAACAGCUUUGUGUGUGAACUGGUCAAACCUCAAACUGCCCUGGGUGGAUCUGGACUGGCUGAUUGAUAUCUCCUGUCAGAUAACUGAGCUUGAUCUCUCUGCCAACUGCCUGGUCUCCCUUCCAUCCGUGAUCCCAUGGGGCCUGAUAAACCUCAGGAAGCUCAGCCUGGCUGACAAUCAGCUGACGGAGUUACCCAGCGUACAGUCAUCCGAUGAAAUUAUAUGUACAAGGUUACUCGAGGUCGACGUAUCCAGCAACAGGCUCUCUACUCUCCCUUCUGGAUUCCUACAUCUUAAAAACCUUAAAAAACUCAUUGCUGCUAAAAAUUAUAUGGAGAAGUUAUUUGACGAGGAAAACACAACUAAUUGGAUUGGCUUAAGGAAGCUGCAGGAGUUUGACGUCUCUGACAACAGGUUGGUGGAACUUCCAACGGUUUUUCUAUACUGCUUCAAGUCCCUAAACAUACUGAAUGUUUCCAGAAAUCAGCUGAAAGUGUUUCCAGAUCCCUGGGCCUGCCCCUUGAAAUGUUGUAAAGCAUCUAGAAACUCACUGGAAUACCUACCUGAUGCAUUGACUAUUUUCUGGAAAAAUCACCUCAGAGAAGUGGAUUUUUCUGAGAACUCACUAAAAGAAGUUCCACCGGGACUCUUCCAGCUUGAAGCUUUGGUGUCCCUGAAGCUACUGGGAAAUCAGAUAAUUACAUUGCCUUCACAAGAUAAGUGGAAUUGCAAACAACUUAGAUCACUGGAUCUUUCAAAAAACCAACUUGGGAAGAGUGACGAGGGAUUUAAAACAAAGCGGAUUCCCUUUUUCACCACGAAGAGCAGGGUGCGCUGUGGCCCCGAGGCAGGUCCUUUUUUGGAGUUUCCAGCAUUUCUGAGUGAUUCUCUGGAAGUCCUUUAUCUGAAUGACAAUCAGCUGGACUCUGUCCCACAGUCCGUUUGCCUUCUGAAAGGUUUAACAGAACUUUAUUUAGGAAAUAACCCUGGUAUCCGAGAGCUUCCUCCAGAACUUGGACAGCUGGCUAAUCUCUGGCAGCUGGAUAUCGAGGAACUAAAUAUCAGUAACAUUCCUGCAGAGAUCAGAAAAGAGGGCCCUAAAACAGUGCUGGCAUACUUACGAGCACAGCUGCGCAAAGCAGAAAAGUGUAAGCUAAUGAAGAUGAUCAUCAUCGGUCCUCCACGACAGGGAAAGUCGACGCUGAUUGAGAUCCUACAGACAGGAAAAGUCCCUCAGAUAAUGCACAGCGAUGCCACCAUACGUACAACAAAGUGGGAGCUCCCCAAGCCAGUGGGACACAAGGCAAAGGUUGAUUCAGUGGAGUUCAAUGUCUGGGAUAUUGGAGGCCCAGCAAGCAUGUCUACAGUCAAUCAGUGUUUCUUCACAGACAAAGCAUUGUACAUAGUGGUAUGGAACUUGGCACUGGGGGAAGAAGCUGUGGCAAACUUACAGUUCUGGUUGCUGAACAUUGAGGCCAAAGCUCCAAAUUCAGCGGUGUUAGUGGUUGGAACACACCUUGAUUUAAUUGAAACUAAAUUCCGCGUUGAGAGGAUAGCAACUCUGAGGGCAUAUGUCUUGGCUCUUUGUCGCUCUCCCUCUGGAUCCAGAGCAACCGGCUUCCCAGAUAUCACAUUCAAGCACCUACAUGAGCUCUCAUGUAAGACUCUGGAAGGCCUCGAUGGACUCCGACAGCUGAUUUUUCAUGUCACUUGCAACAUGAAGGAUGUCGGCAGCUCAAUUUGCUCACAGAAACUUGCAGGGAGAUUGAUACCAAGAAGUUACCUUAGCCUUCAAGAAGCUGUCCUUGCAGAACAGUAUAGAAGAAGUCAGAACGAUGAUGUACAGUAUUUAACAGACAGACAAAUAGAACUGAUCAUUGAGCAAACCCCUGGAAAUGAUAUCAAAGACUACGAAGACUUGCAAACUGCGAUUAAUUUUCUCAUAGAAACGGGUACACUACUGCACUUCCCAGACACGAGCCAUGGCCUGAGAAACCUCUAUUUCCUUGACCCCGUCUGGCUCUCAGAGUGUCUACAGAGGAUUUUCAACAUCAAGAGCUCCAAGUCUGUAGCUAAGAAUGGAGUCAUCAGAGCAGAGGAUCUCAGGAUGCUGCUGGUUGGGACGGGCUUCACUGAACAAACCGAAGAGCAGUACUUCCAGUUCUUGGCCAAGUUUGAAAUUGCACUGCCUGUGGCCAAUAACAGCUACCUCCUCCCUCAUCUGCUUCCUACCAAGCCAGCAUUAGAUAUCCACGGGCUCUGCCACCAGACCAUGAACACAGUCCAAAGGGUCUUCAAGAUGAGUUUUGUCCCAGUUGGCUUUUGGCAAAGAUUCAUAGCUCGAAUGUUAAUUAGCCUGGCAGAGAUGGACCUCCAGCUUUUUGAAAACAAGAAUACCAAGACGAGAAACAAAAAGGUGGCCAUCUACAGCUUCACAGGCACCCAAAGGAACCGCUGCAGCACGUUCCGAGUCAAAAGGACUCACACUGUUUACUGGCAGGAAGGUCUGUUCGUUACCUUUGAUGGAGGCUAUCUUAGUGUCGAGUCUUCUGAUGUGAACUGGAAAAGGAAAAAAAGUGGUGGAAUUAAAAUCAUUUGCCAGUCAGAAGUGAGAGACUUUUCAGCAAUGGCGUUCAUCACAGAUCAUGUCAACUCUUUGAUAGAUCAGUGGUUUCCUGCACUCACAGCCACUGAGAGUGAUGGCACAUUGCUGAUGGAGCAGUAUGUGCCCUGCCACAUCUGUGCAGCUUCCAAGCCGGAGGAGGAUGAGUGUGGCGAGAAAGCAGAGGACGCGCAGUACUUUAACAUGGAGGACUGUGUCCUGACUGCCAUUGAACUGGACUACAUCACAUGUCCUAACCACCCUGACAUCCCUGUUUCUCUCCAAGAGCUGGUCCCAGAGCUUUUCAUGACUGAUUUUCCUGCCAGACUGUUCCUGGAAAAUAGCAAACUGGAAUGCAGUGAAAAUGAAAACAACGUUCUUGGCCAGGGUGGAAGUGGGACCGUUAUAUAUCGGGCACGAUACCAAGGAAAACCGGUGGCUGUGAAGAGAUUUCAGAUUAAAAAGUGCAAAGGUUCUCUCACUUCAGCUGCAGAUACCAUGCUGAAACACCUGAGAGCCAUGGACGCCAUGAAGAACUUCUCUGAGUUUCGCCAGGAGGCCAGCAUGCUCCACUCGCUGCAACACCCCUGCAUCGUCUCCCUCAUUGGCAUCAGCAUCCAUCCUCUCUGCUUUGCCCUAGAGCUGGCCCCUCUGGGCAGCCUUACCACUGUAUUGUCUGAAAACUCCAAAGGGUCUUCCUUUGUGCCGCUGGGACACAUGCUGACACACAAAAUAGCGUAUCAGAUUGUAACAGGCCUUGCCUACCUGCAUAAGAAGAACAUCAUCUUCUGCGACCUGAAGUCGGACAAUAUUUUGGUGUGGUCCUUGGACGUCAAAGAGCACAUCAAUAUCAAACUCUCAGACUACGGAAUCUCCCGGCAGUCAUUCCAUGAAGGCGCGCUUGGCGUGGAAGGCACGCCGGGCUACCAAGCUCCUGAGAUCAGGCCUCGCAUAGUCUACGAUGAGAAGGUCGACAUGUUCUCAUAUGGGAUGGUCCUGUAUGAGCUGCUGUCUGGUCAGCGGCCUGCGCUAGGACAACACCAGCUCCAGAUUGCAAAGAAGCUGUCUAAAGGGAUCCGUCCUGUUCUUGGGCAGCCAGAAGAGGUGCAGCUAUGUAGGAUGCAGGCACUCAUGAUGGAGUGUUGGGACACUAAGCCAGAAAAGCGUCCACUGGCCAUUUCUGUGGUAGGACAGAUGAAAGAUCCUACCUUUGCAACAUUUAUGUACCUGCUAUCCUGUGGGAAGCAGUCUUCCUUCUUCUGCUCCCAAAGACAGGAGUACAGUGUGGUGUUUUGGGAUGGGAAGGAAGACACCAGAAACUAUACGGUGGUGAAUCUGGAGAAAGGAGUCAUAGAAGUGCAGAGGAUGAGCUGCCCAGGAAUGAAGCUAUGCUGCCAACUAAAAUUUCAGAAUGCCCUCUGGGCUGCCACCGAGGACCAGAAGAUUUCCGUGUACAGGUUGCAGGGCAUGUGUCCUCUAAAGACUCCGCAGAAGGGUUUAGACACUCCUGCUACUGUGAGCUGCUUUCUAGUAAUGCCUGUUGUCAAAAAGAACUCGUAUGUGGUACUGGCCGGCUUGUCGGAUGGACUUGUAGCAGUGUUUUCAGUGUCCCAGGGCAUCCCAGGGGACAGCUGCUCCUACCUGUGCUCCCACACGGCAAACAGGUCCAAAUUCAACAUUUCUGAUGACGACCCCCGGCAGAACCCGUACCCCGUGAAGGCCAUGGAGAUCACCAACAGCGGAGCGGAGGUCUGGUACAGCAACGGCCCCGGCAUCCUCAUCAUAGACUGCGCCACGAUGGAGGUCAGCAGGAGGCUGGAGCCCUUCAGCCCGCCGUCGGUGAUCACAUCCAUCGCCUGCAACUCCGAGUGUCACGGGGAGGAGGUGGUGUGGUGUCUGGACGAUAAAAGCAACUUCCUGGUGAUGUAUCACGUUACCACCUACCAGCUCUGCGCGCGCUACUUCUGCGGCGACUGCAGCCCUCUCAGAGACAUGUUUACAAUCCAGCAGCCUUCGGCAGCCAUCCCAGCUACAGCACCUAUAAAUCACAAAGCAAUGGAGAGUAACCCGCUGGAGGACAUGAGCAUUACCUAUAGCCCAGAGGUUGGCACCCAGAUACUAAACCACCAGGACUCACUCACAGAUUAUUGCUCUAUGUCUUCCUACUCCUCCUCGCCUCCUAACAGGAUAACCCGGUGCCCCUCCAGCCUACCCAGCUCGCCCAUGAGCUCUUCCAGUGCACCGCUCUCCACAGAUUUUGAGGAGUCUGACAAAUUUCAUGAGCUGAAGCCUUCCCUGGAUCACGAUGCUAUGCCUGCGGGUGACAACACACAGCAUCUCCAAGCUGUCAAGAUUCUUCCAGUAAAAGACCUCAUAUGGAUCCCCAGGAGAGGAGGGGAUAUCAUCGUUAUCGGACUGGAGAAGGAAUCCGGCACCCAGCGGGGCAGAGUGAUCGCUGUGCUGAAGGCUGGGGAACUGGCUCCCUACGGGACACUGGUGGAUGCUGCUCUCACAGCAAAGGACACAGUUGUGUGCUGCUUUGAGAACGAAAACAUGGAGUGGUGCCUGGCUGUCUGGAGAGGCUGGAGCGCCAGAGACUUUGACGUUUUCUACCAGGCCUACGAAGAGCUGGGAAGGCUUGAAACCUGCAUGCGAAAAAGAAGGUAGUGCUUGUGGCGCUGGGAACCAAGG